Emiliania huxleyi CCMP1516 is the source of this 492-nucleotide messenger RNA. RefSeq lists its product as hypothetical. The coding region runs from base 1 to 492 and encodes 163 amino acids. NCBI's taxonomy places the organism in Eukaryota, Haptophyta, Isochrysidales, Noelaerhabdaceae. The record is from RefSeq and is a predicted model, not a curated record. The transcript is spliced from 2 exons.
AUGACAAGCGAUCCCACGACAGCGUUUGUUCAGCGGUUGGAGGUGGGCGGCUGGCAGGUCGUCGUCACCGACGGGAACGCAGUGCUGCCCGAAGGCAUGAGCACCUGCCGGACCACGCGGCCUCACUUCGCCUUCUACAACUGCUCGUCGCUCGUCUCCGUCACCCUCCCUCCCACCCUCACCUCCAUCGGCAGACGCGCCUUCUCCGCCUGCUCCUCCCUCACCUCCAUUUCCUUUCCUGCCGGUCUGACCACCAUCGGCUUCGCAGCCUUCGCAAGCUGCCCCUCCCUCACCCGCGUCACCGUGCCAACCACCGCCACCACCGUCCUCCGCCUCCCGCCCGCAAAGAUGCGCUGGUACGAGGCGGUGGACGGGGCUCUGGCCUACAAGCGCUGCCGCCCCCUCCUCUACGGCUGGCUAGAGCGGGCCCAGAUCGGGCUCGGCUCGUACGGCCCGGACGGCGCGGCGCGCAAGCGCGGGCGAGGAGUUUGA